AUGGAGGAAGAUAACGUUAACAUCAACAUCAACGACGAAAGUGUGGAGAACCCGUUUGCAAGAAGCGGUCUGGCGAGGUCGCUGACAGAACAGAACCAGCAGAAGCAACAACAGCAGCGGGAGCAGCAGGAUCGGGAAAAAGAGCUGCACGAGCAGCAGAAGCGAGAGCAGGAGCAGUGCGAGCAGCAGCAGCGCGGGCAUGAACCAGGCGAGAAGCAGCAGCAUCGGCAGCUGCGAAGCGCAUGGAAUUCACUCCCAAGGCAGUCGAAGGUGGAAGCUGCGAAAACUGAAGCGGACGAGCUUCGUGAGUUCGUCGACAAGAGACAUAACGUGCACAAGGACAUUAAGGAUCUCGUGCAAGAAUUCAAGGAAGCCUUGGGUCAGCCAUCAAAGACUGGAGAAGAUUGA
Molecule: messenger RNA, 408 nt
Organism: Aedes albopictus (Asian tiger mosquito)
Lineage: Eukaryota; Metazoa; Arthropoda; Insecta; Diptera; Culicidae
Product: putative GATA zinc finger domain-containing protein 25
Exons: 1
Coding region: 1-408 (135 amino acids)
Source: RefSeq, a predicted model, not a curated record